CUGGCCCCAUAUGUUGAUUUCUACAGAUUUCUCGAGUAUCAGAAGCCCGCUAGCCGUUAUCCCGGUCUGGCAAUAUCUCCUCGAGCCCUUCACGAAACAAUUACACGCCGAAAGCAUCCCACCUAUUUCUAAUCAAUCACCUUCCUAAUCGGGCCACAUUAAUGCCUCGCUCUGCGUCAGGAGAUCGGCCUCGUUCUUGGAUGCCCCGACGCUGCCGCAGGCGCUCUCGAUUGUUGUACUGAUAUAAGUGACGAAUUUGAUCGCUGUCCUCUCUCGUACCGACCCAUCGAUACGGAGGAGGUCGACGACAUGAGGCCUCCGCGAGAAAAGAUGGAUUUCACGAGGAAGAAAGGCUGCAACGAGAGCGCGAGCCUCCGAUGGGAUUGUGGCUUAACAGAGAUCGAUUGCUACUUCGUCCGCGAUUAUGACAAGAAUUUCCCUGCUCUAGAAAGCAACUUCCUUGGGAUGAUAA
Molecule: messenger RNA, 472 nt
Organism: Mycena citricolor
Lineage: Eukaryota; Fungi; Basidiomycota; Agaricomycetes; Agaricales; Mycenaceae
Source: the annotation of a GenBank genome assembly